Messenger RNA from Cuscuta campestris, 2209 nucleotides. Lineage: Eukaryota; Viridiplantae; Streptophyta; Magnoliopsida; Solanales; Convolvulaceae. The record is from the annotation of a GenBank genome assembly.
CAUAAUUCGAAAGAUUUUGAUGUAUUCUUUCCGGUGAAAGUCUGUCGAGGGAGAUCAGGAGACGAUUGGAACAGGGUCGUCGGCGGCAGUUACGAUAAGGGCAUCUAAUUCCGGCGAGGUCUUAUAGUUGCAAGUAAAGAUCUGGGUCAGAUUCAUAGAUCGUGAAUUCUUGAUGAUAACGACGAUUUGGGGAGUUGGGCUCCUACCAUGGCUUUUGUGUUUAUUUUUUAAAGUGUUUUUUGUUUUUAUUGGUUUUCCAUAGACAUCUGCAAUUUACAAGAAGUGUUUAUUUUAUUUUUUCCCAAAGUCAAUCCCUAGUUGCUGCUAGUCGCUACUUGCUACCAUGGCUUUCUUGUUUCAGAUUUUUAUUGUUCCUUUACCUUGUAAGGCAAGAGGAAGGUAUUGGAAGGCCAAGAGACGAAGGCCAGUUGAUUAUGGAACAAUUCAACAAUCUAUAGACUUUUUAGAUUCUACACAAAUCUUGAUCAUGAAAUACAUUAAAAUCUUUCCAAGUCCAUACCAAAUUAAAAGAAUAAAUGGAUUGUAUAGAAUCCAUUGAUUAUAAAAAAUCUAAGAUAAUCCCUUAAAUUCUAAGUUGAAUACACAAGUUUUCGUCCCAAAUCAAUAUAAACAAACUCCAUGAUAUGAUUAAGGGCUGUUUUUCCCAUGUUCAAGCAGUGCAUCUAAAAGCUCGGGAAAGCGUUUUUUUGUUCUUUUGGCUCAAGAAAUUGAAGCAGAUCAAUUCCGCAACGGUUCUGAGAGGACAGUCAUCUUAUGGUAUUCCAUUGCUUCAUCAGCUUAGUGGGAUAAUCAUGAUUGAUCAUCAGCAUAAUCCUGAGCAGUAUGCUGUUUAUUAGUAGUAUUUUGACCGAAAACUUCCUGUUUGAUCGGUUGGUUGAUUAACGUUUUGAGUCAAUUGCAAUUGGAUCAUGACACAUAGAGUCAUUUUUUGACGAUGUUUUAGCUUAGGGUGAAUAAUAGACUGAAAUGACACAUUAAAUUUCCUAUGCUUCUAACUCUCUAUGAAGUUUUGAGUAGUAAAUGCAUAGGGUCUAACAAAAUUGUCUUUGUUUUUUACGGAGUAAGCUGCGUACAGCCAUACGUCUUCACUCCAUGACUCCAAGCAUAGCUCGUUGUUGUGGUGGUGGAUUAUUAGCAAUAUGCUAAGGAAAAUGCUGGUUUCAAAAUGCUAAUAGGAUCAUAUUAGCAUUUUAAAAAUAAGGAGUAACAUAUUGUUGUUCGCAUUUUAGUUUAUUUUUGUAGCAUUUUACCAAGUUAUCAAACUUUAUUUUUAAAACUGCUAGCUACUAGUCAACUUGCUAAUACAAAGUCUUAAAUGCUACUCCGUAUUUGCUAUUUGCCAAACAGGCCCAAAUGUGGUUGGUUGAUUUUUCUAAAUUAUCCCAUGAUUUGGGAACUUGCACCCACAGGUUCUCUGUAAAGGUAUUUUUUGAUAUCAUGCUUUCCGUGUGUUUUAGUAUGCUACCCUAUGCGACCAUUGUCAUUGCUGAGAUUGAUUAACUAUUGUGCUAAGUUUGUAUUGCUGCAGUGUGUUUUUCAAAAGAGAAAAUUGUGUAGGACUAGCAGGAAAUUGUCAUCACUAGCUAUGGUACGGGCUUCAUGCUUGAUUUAAUGGACGGGAUCUUUGUAUGAGGUCAUUGUAUUCAUAUGUGAAACCGUUCAUCAUCAAUAUUUGAAUUUCUCCAAUAUUAGUCUAUGGUUACUCCGGCCAUUCAAAAUAGUGGCCACACUUGUGUUAGCAAAUAACUUUUCAAAAGUAAGAUGAUAAUCAGAAAAGUGGGAUGAGAGGAGAAAGGCCGAUGAGGAAAAGAAUGGUGGGUCAGAAUGGGCAGGUUUAUUAAAUUGUUACGGAGUAUUUCAAAAAAUGGACCAGGACAAAAUAUUAUGAAGCGGGCAAAAGAUGUGAAACAAGUAUUAUGAAACAAAGGGUGAUGUUCACCCAACAAAUUCAUGCAAAAAGAAAGUAUCAGAGUUUUACACUAAAGAAUUGUGAGUUAUAUUUCAAAAUUUUGCCUUAGGUUCUUUUCCACUUGCAUGCAAAUUACUGGAUGAGUUCAAAUAAGUUUUAUAGUCAAUUAGUCAUGUCUCAUUACACAAUUGACAUUGCAAUAUUAACAAAUAGUGUUUUGAUCCGGCUAGUACUUAGUAAAGUUAGAGUAGCAUUGAGAUUUCGAAUACUGUAAACCUC